Messenger RNA from Heterocephalus glaber (naked mole-rat), 2544 nucleotides. RefSeq names its product forkhead box D2 (gene Foxd2). The record is from RefSeq and is a predicted model, not a curated record. Lineage: Eukaryota; Metazoa; Chordata; Mammalia; Rodentia; Bathyergidae. Gene Ontology annotation, biological process: regulation of transcription by RNA polymerase II; anatomical structure morphogenesis; cell differentiation. Gene Ontology annotation, molecular function: DNA-binding transcription factor activity, RNA polymerase II-specific; RNA polymerase II cis-regulatory region sequence-specific DNA binding.
AGCCGCGGCCCGAGCGGAGCCGGAGAGCGGCGGCGGUGGCGGCACCAUGACCCUGGGCAGCUGCUGCUGCGAGAUCAUGUCCUCCGAGAGCUCCCCGGCCGCGCUGUCCGAGGCGGACGCGGACAUAGACGUGGUGGGCGGCGGCAGCGGUGGUGGGGAGCUCUCAGCCUGCUCUGGGCCCCGCGCCCCCCGGGACGCGCUCCCCCACGGCCACGAGCCUCCCCCGGAGGAAGCCGAGGCGGACGUAGCGGAGGACGAGGAGGAGUCGGGUGGCUGCUUGGACGGCGAGCCCCGCGCUCUAGCGCCCCGGGGGGCGUCGGCCGCUGUGGGAAGCCCAGGGCCAGGCUCGGCGGCGGCCCGGGGCGCGGCGGGGCCGGGGCCAGGACCGCCGUCGGGCGGCGCAGCGACCCGCAGCCCACUGGUGAAGCCGCCGUACUCGUACAUCGCUCUCAUCACCAUGGCCAUCCUGCAGAGCCCCAAGAAGCGCCUGACGCUGAGCGAGAUCUGUGAGUUCAUCAGUGGCCGCUUCCCCUACUACCGGGAGAAGUUCCCCGCCUGGCAGAACAGCAUCCGCCACAAUCUCUCGCUCAAUGACUGCUUCGUCAAGAUCCCCCGCGAGCCAGGCAACCCGGGCAAGGGCAACUACUGGACGCUGGACCCGGAGUCCGCCGACAUGUUCGACAACGGCAGCUUCCUGCGGCGCCGCAAGCGCUUCAAGCGGCAGCCGCUCCCACCGCCGCACCCGCACCCGCACCCAGAGCUGCUGCUGCGUGGCGGGGCUGCUGCGGCUGGGGACCCCGGCGCCUUCCUGCCCGGCUUCGCUGCUUACGGCGCCUACGGCUACGGCUAUGGGCUGGCGCUGCCGGCCUACGGCGCACCCCCUCCGGGCCCAGCGCCACACCCGCACCCGCACGCCUUUGCCUUCGCUGCCGCCGCCGCGCCUUGCCAGUUGUCGGUUUCUGCAGGCCGUGCCGCCGCGCCUCCGCCCGGACCUCCGACGGCUUCCGUGUUCGCGGGCACAGCUUCUGCUCCGGCCCCUGCGCCUGCACCAGGGUCGGGCCCGGGCCCCUCUGGCCUGCCCGCCUUCCUUGGUGCCGAGCUGGGCUGCGCCAAAGCGUUCUACCCCGCGUCCCUGAGCCCUCCUGCUGCUGGCACGGCGGCAGGUCUGUCCACCGCACUCCUGCGCCAGGGCCUCAAGACGGACGCGGGCGGCGGGGCCGCAGGGCCUGGGCAUAGGCCUUCCUUCUCUAUAGACCACAUCAUGGGCCACGGCGGUGGCGGGGCAGCACCUCCGGGCAGCGGCGAGAGCUCCCCGGGAUCACCAUUCACCGCAGCCGCGCGUCCUGGGGGUCAAGCCCAGGUUUUGGCCAUGCUGACUGCCCCUGCCCUGGCACCGGUGGCGGGCCACAUCCGUCUCUCACACCCUGGGGACGCGCUCCUGUCUUCAGGGCCCUCCUUCGCCAGCAAAGUCGCAGGGCUCAGUGGCUGCCACUUCUGACCGCAGCAGGCUCAGGGCUAUUCAGGCCCUCACUCCUCAGCCUCUCCCGGGAGCUCCUGUGGUCCCAGCGGAACUCAGGGAGUCUAUUUAUGAAGAGUCUCCAGACUUGGGCUGGCGAGUGACUUGUCACCUAAGGCUUCACGCUUACAAUCUCGCUGAGAGUUGGGACGAGGCGGGCUCCGUCGCUCAGGGCAAGGCCCACGUCUAUGGGAAGAGGUCCCACGCUAAGAUCCCUUUCCAGUUUGAGCACUAAAAGAGGGAAGGAAGAGCCUUCACUUUUUCCCAGCCCCUGCGCCCGCUGGGCUGGGCAACCCAGGAAGAAUGAAUUCCCGGCAGAGACGCUAGCCCAGGCCCUGCGGAUCCCGCCAGAAACACCAAAGGCGCUGAGAGGUCUCCCUUUCUUCCUCUCCCCCUCAUUCUUUCAACUUUGAGACCCCGCCUGUCCAAUAUUAUAAUUUAAAGACAUCCAUUAUCUGCUUUGUGCUUUAAAAAUUCAAUUUUUUGUUUUGCUCUUCUCCAAGGAAGGCCGUUCCCUUUGAAGCUUAAAGCAGUGUCUACCCGGGCGAAGCUGAACGGAGAGGUGAAGCAGGGGUCUCCACAAUCCUUGCAGAAACCCAGAGCCCGCUCCACUGUGGAAAAAAUCUUUUCUCUUUCGUGUUUGGGUGCUUUUAAAGGAACUCCCCCUCUUUCCCGUGGCCUCAGGGGCGAGCCUUCCUCAUCCCCAGGCCUUCAGCUCUUGUCCAGGCCCUGCCAUAUUUAUUGUAGUAAAGGCAAUGAGGUUGGGUGGGAGAAGAGGGUCUGGGUCAGGGACUGGAGAGAUGGGGGAGGGUGGGCGAGGGCCCAGAGCUGGCAGGGGUCCUGUAAUUAUGUGUAAGUAUCUGUACAACGGGCUGCUCUCUCCGUUCUGUGUUCACUGGUGUGCAUUGAUUUAGACUUCUCUACUUAGGGGAGACUGAAAUCGUCCAAUGGUUUGUGUGGAAGAAAAGAAAAAUCUGUCUCUCCCCCACCUUCCUCAUUGGUGUCAAUCGAAUAAAUGUAUGUGAACU